Molecule: messenger RNA, 1061 nt
Organism: Vigna umbellata (rice bean)
Lineage: Eukaryota; Viridiplantae; Streptophyta; Magnoliopsida; Fabales; Fabaceae
Product: F-box protein At1g61340-like
Molecular function (GO): protein binding
Source: RefSeq, a predicted model, not a curated record
UCUAUAAUUUUUAGGUUUAAUUAAAAUUUCUGAUUGAUAACCUUUCUUUUUAAAUGCUUAAAAAGCAUUUCUAGGACUCAUAUAAAUGUGCCUAUCAUUUUUGACUUGAAGUUCAACCAAAUAACCAACUGUGCAGUUUUCUCGAUUUGUGAUUUUCAAUUUCCUUUUGAAAUCAGAAAUAGAAACCCUAGUCAAUCUAGCACUUUUCCCUCAAAUCGCUGUAGAUUGCAGCAGAAAAGAGACAUCUUUUGUUGUUGAGUUUGUGCUCGGAGAUAUGGCAAUUGGGCUUGCGGAUUACAGUAAUACUCUAACACUGGGAAGAAAGAGGGUCGUGGUUUCCAACGAUGUGGAAGCUUCUCCUCAAGUUACCACUCCAUUGAAGAAAAUAUGCAGCCGUGGAAUCCUUUCCAUCUCUGAGAUGUCUCCUCUUGAAGCCCUUCCUCAGGAUAUUCUGGUCCAGGUGUUGUGCAGCGUGGAGCAUGAAGAUCUGAAGCAGCUUUUUCAUGUGUCGAAAACCAUUAGAGAAGCAACUCUGAUAGCAAAGGACUUACAUUUUGAGUAUAGUACCCCAAAGAAGAAAACGUUUGCUUUUCUUCAUCCUUCUGAUUUGGAUAAUGCAGAUGUGUUUAAGGAAAUUGAAACUCCAAAAGCGCCAUUGAGAAAAUCAAAGUCAAGAUGGAAUGCAAAUCUGGCUGACAUCACAACGGCCUUGUUUAAAGAGGGAUUUUGAAUGGUGAAUCAAGGGAAGACGAAAGAGAUACUGAUCAUUAGAAGUGAGGAUUGUGAAUAGAUAGAUUACAGUGAAUAGAUUAUACUUUGGUAGAUGAGAAGUCUUCACAUGCUGUUCUUCAAAACUUUCAUUGAAGAUACGCGUAUGAUCAUCUUUCUGUACAUCUAUAGACAGACAAAUAGAAACAAAAGGUUCAAAUUGUUAGAAUUUUGUAGGAGGGCAAUCUGUGACCCUCAUAUUGUGAUAUAUUUGAUGACAUAUUACUGGUACUACCCACACUUUGUCCUGUAUUAAUAAAACGAGGAAAAUUUGUUCUAAUUUUCCCUUUUUA